AUGUUAGAAGAAACAAAAGACACCCUUAUAAUAAAAGCAUGUAAUGUUUUGCUGAAAGACACUUACGUUGACGACAUCACGUCGGGAGCUGACUCAAUAGAGGAUGCGUUGGCGCUUCAGAGCGCGAUCAUGGAGGUUCUGGCGUCAGCCGGAUUUAAAGCCAAAAAAUGGUGUUCAAAUUCAAACCAUUUUUUACAUGGCUUAGACCCAGAUCAACGAGCGCCAACGACUGUACGAUCUCUAGGAAGCGCAAGCGAUACAGUAGAAACGUUUGAUGAAACAAAAACGUUAGGU
Messenger RNA from Paramuricea clavata, 294 nucleotides. The record is from the annotation of a GenBank genome assembly. Lineage: Eukaryota; Metazoa; Cnidaria; Anthozoa; Malacalcyonacea; Plexauridae.